UGAGCCGGAAGUGAACCGAAUAGACACGCCGCACCGCAGCCUCUCUCGUGCCAGUGAUUGUGACGGCAUUCUAGAGAAUUCUGGUCCUUUCUGUGAUCCCCGAAUUGUUCUAAUUGGGGGACUGGGACCACACUGUGAACUAACUGUGGUCACAAUAAGAUGAGAGAAAGCUGUGUGAGGUUGACUGAGAGGAGCACAGUGACCGUGGAGCAAAGCUAACCCACGAAUGGCCUGCCAGUCUGUUGCUGCAAUCAUGGACGAGCAGGCCCUGCUGGGGCUCAACCCGAACGCUGAUGCCCGAUACAGGCAGAGGGCCAUGGCAUACUUCGAGCAGCUGAAGGAGUCGCAGGACGCCUGGGAGGUGUGUGCACAGGCGCUUGCUAAAGGCGUCUACAGCGAUGACCACGUCAAGUUCUUUUGCUUCCAAGUUUUGGAGCAUCAGAUCAAGUUCAGACACAGCGGGCUAAGUGGCGCCCAGCAGCAACUCAUCAGAGAGACGCUGAUGAAGUGGCUACAGAUACAGUUGAUGAACACUCAGCCUGAGAAGGUCUUUAUCAGGAACAAAGCUGCUCAGGUGUUUGCUCUCACCUUCAUCAUGGAAUACCUCACCCUGUGGCCCAAGUUCUUCUUUGACAUCCUGUCCCUGGUGGGUGUCAACCCUCACGGCGUGGACAUCUACUUAAGGACGCUCAUGGCCAUCGACGCCGAAGUAGUGGACCGAGACAUCCUACACGCACCUGAGGACACGCGCAGGAACACUUUGAUUAAAGACACCAUGCGCGAGCAGUGCAUUCCCAGCCUGGUGGAGUCCUGGUUUCAUAUCCUACAGACAUACCAACAAACCCACCCCGAGCUCACCUGCCAGUGUUUGGAGGUGGUCGGAGCCUACGUGUCCUGGAUCGAACUCAGCCUCAUCGCCAACGAACGGUUCGUUAACGUGCUGCUAAGCCACAUGUCAGUGGAUGAGCUCCGAGAAGAAGCCUGUGACUGUCUGCUGGAGAUUGUCAACAAGGGCAUGGACCCUCUGGACAAGACCAAGCUGGUGGAGUCUCUCUGUCAAGUCCUGCAGUCUGCUGGAUUCUUCAACGUGGACCAGGAAGAGGAUGUGGAUUUCCUGGCUAAAUUCUCGCGUCUGGUCAACGGGAUGGGCCAGAGUUUGGUCCUGAGCUGGACCAAACUGGUCAAGGCAGGAAGCUUAAAAGACGCCACCGACACGCUACACGCUUUGGAGGCCAAAAUUCCCCUAAUGCUACAACUACUGGUGCACCAGGACGACGACAUCUCAGCCAAUGUGGUGGGAUUCUGCUACGAGUACCUUCAAGUCCUCAAACAGGCCAGUCAGACCUCCACUUGGCCCCGCCCACUUGUCAGACUUGAUGAGAUGACUUCCUGCUUAUCCUGUUGUUUACUUCCACAGCUUCCUGAACUAAGUGAGCGUCAAAAGAGCAACAUGGAGGCCAUAAUGCUGGCGGUUAUCAAGAAGCUAACAUAUGAUGAUGAAUACAACUUUGAAAACGAGGGUGAGGACGAGGCCAUGUUUGUGGAGUACAGGAAGCAGCUGAAGAUGCUGUUGGACCGUCUGGCCCAGGUGUCUCCUGAGCUGCUGCUGGAAGCUGUCCGUCGUGUCUUCACUACCACCAUGCAGAAUUGGCAGAGCACCUCCUUCAUGGAGGUGGAGGUGGCUGUCAGGUUGGUGUACAUGCUGGGCGAGGCGCUGCCCACUUCUCACGGUGCUCACUUCUCAGGAGACACCGUGAAGACCAGCGCUCUGCAGGACAUGAUGAGGACUCUGGUGACGUGUGGCGUCAGCGGCUACCAGCACUCGUCCGUGUCUCUGGAAUUCUUCGAAACGGUCGCCCGAUAUGAUAAAUUCUUCAUCGUUGAGCCGCAGCACAUCCCCAAUGUAUUGAUGGCUUUUCUGGACCAUAGAGGACUGAGACACAACAGUCCAAAGGUCCGCAGCCGGGUGGCUUAUCUUUUCUCUCGGUUCAUCAAAACACUGCACAAACACAUGACGGCCUUCAUCGAGGACAUCCUGACCCGGAUCCAGGACCUGCUGGAGCUGACUCCUCCUGAGAACGGUUUCCCGGCAUUGCUGACCAACGACGACCAGCUCUUCAUGUUCGAGUCGGCCGGCGUGCUGAUAGUGAGUGGCGAGAGUCCGGUGGAGAGAAAGCAGGCCAUGAUGAGGGGUCUUCUGGCGCCGCUGAUGGACGCCUUCCGCUUGCUGCUUACCAAGCUUCCUCUGGAGACGGACGAGGAGAGGCAGGUCGCCGUCGCCGACUGCCUAAGCCACGCUGUCGGCUUUGCCAGUCGCACCAGCAAGGCGUUCAGCAAUAAGCAGACAGUGAAGCAGUGCGGUUGCACGGAGGUCUACAGAGACUGUCUGCACACCUUCCUGCCUGCGCUGAGCUGCCCCCUCCAGCGGGGGGUACUGCGCAGCUGCGUGCGCUCUUUCCUGCACCGCAUGAUCAUCUGUUUGGAGGAAGAGGUGCUGCCCUUCAUUCCCGCCGCUUCUGAACAUAUGCUGAAGGACUGCGAGGCCAAAGACCUGCAAGAGUUUAUCCCGCUCAUCAGCCAGAUCACCGCCAAGUUCAAACGGCAGGUGUCCCCAUUCCUGCAGCAGGUGUUCAUGCCGCUGGUGCUCGCUAUCUUCGAGGCGUUAGCUCGGCCGGCCGAGGACAACGACCAGGCCGCCGCUCUGGAGAAGCAGAUGCUGCGCAGGAGCUACUUCUCCUUUAUCCAGACCAUCGCAGGAAGCGGCAUGAACGAGGUCAUGGCCAACCAAGGAGCAGAGAACAUGGAGCGCGUAGUGUUCACCAUCAUCCAAGGCGCAGUUGAUUUCCCUGACCCUGUGGCCCAAAAGACCUGCUUUAUCAUCCUGGCCAAGCUGGUGGAGCUUUGGGGGGGCAAAGACGGCAUGGUUGGCUUUGACGAUUUUGUGUACAAGCACAUUGUUCCCGCCUGCUUCCUGGCUCCCCUCAAGCCAACCUUUGACCUUUCAGACGCUCAGACUGUGCUGACGCUUUCCGAGGUGGUCAUUACGCUGAAGAUGAUCCACGUCAAACAGGGGCCGGAGUUUGUACAAUUCCUCCAGCACAACUACCUGCCUUCCCUUCACGUGUCUCCAGACAUCGCACAGGAGCUGUGUCACGUCCUCCAACAGCCGGACAUCAAAGUCUUAAAGACCUACAUGAAGGCGUUCUUCCAUCGAGCCAAGCUGUAGGGGGUGAAAGGGCACAGGAAGUCGGCAUAGGAGCUGCAGUUUGCACUUGAAAGUGAGCCCGGUGUAUCCAAGCGAGGUCAAAGGACAGCGAGCGGCGGAGCCCGUGACAAGACGAGCUGUCCACGUGAACUCUGAACUUUGCAGGAGGCGUGGCUUAGUGUGGAGAACCUUUUUGUUUUUUAUUCUCCUAAGAACGCUAAAGGGCUGAAUUUUUUUUUUUGGUGUGACCUAAUUUAAUAUGCAAAUCAUGUGUCAAUCAUCUCAGCUCUUGAAUUAAGAUGUUUUGGUUCCACAAGAGGAACAAGGCGUAAAUAUAACGACCAGCGUUCUUCGCUUUAGUUUUUGUUCUCUAAUGACAAAUAGAGAAAAUAAAACACUUUAAAGACUUCA
This is a messenger RNA of Nerophis lumbriciformis (worm pipefish), 3616 nucleotides long. RefSeq names its product exportin, tRNA (nuclear export receptor for tRNAs) (gene xpot). Gene Ontology annotation, biological process: tRNA re-export from nucleus. The record is from RefSeq and is a predicted model, not a curated record. Gene Ontology annotation, molecular function: tRNA binding; small GTPase binding. Lineage: Eukaryota; Metazoa; Chordata; Actinopteri; Syngnathiformes; Syngnathidae. Gene Ontology annotation, cellular component: nuclear pore; cytoplasm; nuclear matrix.